AUGAUACCUUCCGCGAAAUUUUUAAUAUUCAGCUUGCUACUGUACCUUCGGCAAUAUCCUUACCAUGCGAAUGAAUUCGGCACAUCAUGGAAUCAUACGGCCGCGCAAAAUGGCACUGUCGGUGUCAGGAUCAGUAGAUUAUUAACGGGUGAAGUGGAUAUGCAAACACCAACGCAGACUAAAGUUCUUGCUAAACCUGGCAACGGUGCACCUAAGGAAACCGCGCUACCAGGAAACAACCCUGGUAAACCAGGUUCUAAGGCUGGAUCAGAAAAACCGAUGCCAACGUCCUCACAAGGUAAGGCACUAAGUGAGAAAAAAGAAAACAAGCCAAAAGGAACUGAAGUGAAGAAUGGAACGGAUAACAAAAGACCAGAACAAAAUAAAGCACCCGAGACUCCCACAGGAGAUCGUUCCAAGGAAACUGCGCCGGUUGAGAACUCGGGAAACUCAGAUCCUGCGGUUGGAUCAGAUAGGCCAUUACUAGCCUCAAGGAUUAAAGCACAAGUUGAGAACACGACAAAGAAGCUCGCAGCAUUCUGCAGUGCAUUGAAGCGUAUUAUAAUUAUGAAUAAGUAUUUGAUCCUUUUCGUUAUAGUCCUCUUUAUUCCUGUUACAGCAUUGUCCCCCCUACCUUUGUUCUUUGAGAAAGAAUUGUUGACUUUUCUAGUAGUAGCUGCUGCCGCGACAGCAAUCCUAGGAACUAUAUUCUUGAUCACGCUAUCCUGCCUUGUCUACAGAAGGAUAAGAUUGAGACAGUCGAAUAAAAAUAUGACUGGCAACACUUCACCACAGAAAGACAAGAAUGUACAAGUACUUGGCAAACUCGAAGCACCUGAGAAGCAGAAGGCAACUAAGAAACCGGAAGCACCUAAGAACCCCGAAACACCUGGAAAAACAGAAGUACCUAAGAAACCGGAACAACCUGAGAACACGGAAGCACCGGGCACAGCAGGUGUGCCGAAGAAACUGGAACCACCUAAGAAAACAGAAGUACCUGAGAAGCAGGGAGCAUCUGCAAAAUUAGAUGCAACUAAGAAACCGGAAGUACCUCAGGACCAGGCAAACUAA
Messenger RNA from Plasmodium fragile, 1071 nucleotides. RefSeq lists its product as uncharacterized. Lineage: Eukaryota; Apicomplexa; Aconoidasida; Haemosporida; Plasmodiidae. The record is from RefSeq and is a predicted model, not a curated record. The coding region runs from base 1 to 1071 and encodes 356 amino acids. The transcript has 2 exons.